This is a messenger RNA of Sinocyclocheilus anshuiensis, 991 nucleotides long. Its product is annotated as crossover junction endonuclease EME1. The record is from RefSeq and is a predicted model, not a curated record. The coding region runs from base 128 to 820 and encodes 230 amino acids. The transcript is spliced from 6 exons. NCBI's taxonomy places the organism in Eukaryota, Metazoa, Chordata, Actinopteri, Cypriniformes, Cyprinidae. Gene Ontology annotation, cellular component: Holliday junction resolvase complex; nucleus. Gene Ontology annotation, biological process: replication fork processing; mitotic intra-S DNA damage checkpoint signaling; resolution of meiotic recombination intermediates. Gene Ontology annotation, molecular function: DNA binding; crossover junction DNA endonuclease activity.
GCUGAAAGGGCAACAGAAAAACUAGCAGUUAUGACCUUUCCUAGAAGAGUCAGAGCAAUUAAGGAGGCAAUGCAACGGUGUGUUGACGGAAAGUGGGAUAUGUCUGACUGCCUGGAUCCAAGGACUUAUGAGCAGGAACCCAGGCAGAACACUCAGUCUGGUUGUGAUUGACAUAGAGAAGUACUUCAGAAGCCAGAAUUCAAAAUGUCAGAAGAAAUACCGUGAAGCAGUGCUGGGCGAGGAGAAGAAUGUGGGACUUCAGGGAGGGCAGAAAAAGAGAAGAAAGAAAGAUGAUAUCAAUCAGCUUCCUGAGGUCUCGCGAGUGCAGGUGGAGGAGGCUUUGGUAGACCUGCAGCUGCAAACUGGGGUGCAGGUUCGCUUCCUCUCUACCUGGAAAGACUUCACUGAUUAUAUUACCAUGUUAACCAAAGCAGUAGCCGAGGCACCGUUCAAGCGGGAGCGAGAGAAGACGGGAUUCACGUUUUGUUUGGAGAGUGAGUGGGCAGGGGGUCAGAAGGUGGACCGCUCAGGGAACGGCCUUCUGCAAGUUUGGAAGAGACAAAUACAACAGUUGAACCGCGUCAGCCCUGAUAUGGCCAGUGCUAUACUUAGUGCCUACCCCUCUCCUCGGCUUCUUGCUCAGGCAUAUGCACGGUGCAAAUCGGAACAUGAAAAAGUCGGUCUGCUGGCAGACAUACUAAUUCGCCGCGGAGAGGGUGUGACAUCUACAACCCGCAGAGUUGGUCCGGAGCUUUCCAAACGGCUGUUUCUUUUGAUGACGUCACGUGAUGCCCAGCAGCCCCUUGAUUCUGCUGUAUAAGUUCUUCUGUCUCCUUGUACACAUGAGGACAGAUGUCAAAAGCAUUAUGUUAUAGAUAUUUAUUACAGUUCAGAUAUUUUAUAAACUUCAAGCCUGAAUUUGUCAGAUUUUCAAAGUUAUAUUUUUGUCUGUUUGUACUAUAAAUUGUUGCCAUUAAAUUCUUCUUAAAGU